CUUCGCGGCUGUUACUUCCGGUAGUCUUGCUGCACCGCUGCUGGCUGGUGUCAUAGAGUUACGGUUGUUUUCAGUGUGCCCCGCAGCCAGUGGCAGCCUUGCUUAGAGCUGUUAUUUUGGAGGAUUAGAGAGAGGAUGAAGGAGCUCAGGGAGGAGGAGAGACGGAGAAAUCGCCGGGCACACAGUCCAGAGCCAGCCUUAAUAAAACAGGAGAGGGUGAGCCCCCCAGCCAGGCCUCACCGGAGCCGGCGGAGCCCGAGCCAUGGCAGCAGCGCAGAGGAAUCCCUCCAGGGGGGCCGCAGGAGGAGCAGGUAAGCAGGCCGGGGGAGGAGGGGGAGGACGUGUUGCUGUGAUAGGGUUAUACACGAUCAGGGGGUAUUCACUAAACUGAAAACUUAGAGUGGAUUUCAAGACGAAGGACACAAUAGCCACCCUUGAAUCAGUAGCUGACUUAGGGAAUGUUUCCAGUUCGGCUGUUUAGUCCUUAGAUUUGAAAUGUACUUUGAAUUCUCACUUCACUGAAUAACCCGAAAACAGCUAAUUGUCAGGAUGUGGAAAUCAAUGGUGUAUUCUCAUAGUUGGUACAGUGUUUUGAUGUCACAAGAAACUCUUCCCGCAGCGUAAACAAAGUGAUUUCACUUUUCCUAAAUGGCAGGAGAUUGAGUAAUGACACCAUAGUACAGGGUCAUGAGCUACACAACCAAAUCUGUUUAAGCUUAAAGGAACACUAUAGUCAGGAAUGCAAACAUGUAUUGCUGAUACUAUAGCUGUAAAAACACUGUUUAGGUUCUUUACCUUUAUUCCUGGGCUGUGCCAUUAUCGAUGCAACAGGCUACACUUUGCUCCACCUCCUUUGUUGAGAUCAUCAAAUUUGACAAUCUCAGCCAACCCAAUUCUUUCCCAUUACAAAGCAUUGGAAGUUUUUUGUGCAUUUGUGUCAAAAUUCUGCACUGCGCCAAUCAGCAUCUCCUCAUAGAGAUGCAUUGAAUCAAUGCAUCACUUUUGGGAGCCCUCAGCGUCUCCACAUAGAACGUGUAGCAUUGACCCAGGAUGCACCUCUCUCUCUCUAUUGUGCGGCUGAAUGAUCCUAGGCACCAAUGUAAACACUGUCAUUUCUCUGAGAAGGCAGUGUUUACACACAAAAAAAUAUGUAGAGGGCGGGGCUUGGAUGCCAUACUGAAUGGUCACAGCCCGCCGGGGACUUAAGCUCCUGAAAAAAAGCUUGAAACGAAAGCAAUUUUAAGGACAUUUCUUCCAUGCACCUGGACAUUCUUACAAAGAUACCCUCGUCUGACAAAGCUGGGGCAAAAUUGGAGUGGGUUCCAGACUCGUUACGCCUGCUAACCGGCAGCUGUGGCCUACACCCUGUUGCGGCCUGGUGUUCUCUGGAGGGAGAGGUAGACAAUCUCACUUUCCGGGGUGGCCUGGAUUUUUCCUCCUGCAGUUUAUCCGAGCCCCGUACUCCCCCACCCCCCUCCUUUAGACCGGUUGGGGUUAUCCCGGCCCCCACCAAAGCGAGCACUCACCACUAUGAAGCUCCUUGGAAAAUCUCGGGAAGGAGGCUCACUCACAGCCAAUUCAAAAUUGCAACGGCAAUACUACCCAUGCUCGGGCACAACUUGGAAGCUGGGAGGCAGCAUUCCUGCAGCGGUUCGAUGUCAUGUGUAAGAGGUACUGGAGAGAGACUCGGCAACAACUACCUAAGCCACCUACAUCUAAGGCUAGAGGCACACACACUGGGAGGGAGACACACAAGAUAUGCGCAUGCACACAGAUUGAGAGGCACGCACACAGAUUGAGAGGCAGGAGGAGAGACAGACACGCACGCAUUAUUGUUAACCAUUCAGUGUGUCCCAGAGAAAAUUCCAAAAAUGAUUGUGAUUGUCCAUCCACCAAAAUAGAUCUUUCUUGACCUUGAAAGGAUAUCAAGAUCUCUUGAAUCAGGUCCGCAUUCGAAAACUCAACUCUAUUUGACAUAUCCUUAUAUGCCACUCAACCCAUCUUGUAAGUUCUAUCAAAGAGAAUAGAAGGCUCAGAAGAUUAAAAAAUUAGGAAAAAUCCCUGGAGAAAAAUAUAAGACUAAUAUAUUAACAAGUGAAGAAAUGAUUACCUGCAGUCAAAGAACGUAUUGAAAAACCACCGCAGGAAGGAGAAAACCAAACUUCAACCAGCGCAACCGUGAGCAUCGAGGACCAUCAGGAGAUGGAACAAAACCAUAAAUAGAUGUUUGGGGAUUAAAGUGAGCCCGAGGGAAAUCAUGUCCAAUGGACCAAUCUGGCAUGCAUUCCACCUGUAUUUCACGGCUGUAAUAGGCCUAAACUAGCAGACGUGCGUAGGUGUGAAAAUCGAUAUGCAUUCCACCAUGCUUUCCACAGCCGAAACGCAUUCGGAAAGUGGAAGAAAAGGAGGGAAACCCAGAAGUCGAAUAGACAAACAGUAAUAAAAGGAUGAGGCCCAGCCACCCUCUUGGGGGUAAAUAAUUAUCCAAUAAAGCAACAGAAAACCUGUCUUCUUGACAAUUCUGCCAAUGGAACAGAAAAGUGAAUAUGUAUGGGAAAGCCAAGAUAGUCCACAAUUAGGCAGGUGUAUCCAUAUUCGGGAAUUAUCACCUCAAUGGUGGCACAUCCAGCUGCAACCUAUAGCAUCACUACAGCAUAAUUCCACUGUCGCUAAGGGGAGAGGUGCCAUGUCCUGAAGCUUCCAUGGGGAAAGAAGCUGAACCCCCACGCGCUAGGGAUAUUUUUAGACCCAAGUAAACCACAAAAGAAAAAAGAGAAGGUGCAAAACAAUCCUAUCUGGUGGGAUGUAGGGAAUUAAGUCUUUUUAUUGUUUAAUUAUGUGUUUCUGUCCAAUUUAGGAGUGGGAGGAAGUAUUUACAUCUGUAGUGCCGCCAUUUAUAUAUCCGGGAAAGUAUUUUUAUUUAUUUUUUUUCAGAUUUUUAUGUUGCAGCCUUAUGCUAUAAUUGUUUAAAUUAAUUUUUUGACAUCAAUCUACACCUUACUCCAUAAGGACAAAGUUUUGAAAAUGUAUUAAAACAGGGGUGCCCAAAAGGUAGAUCCCAAGAUGAUGUAGAACUACAACUCACAUGAUGCUUUUUAUGCCUUGAGAAUGGCAGCGCAUCAUGAAAGCUGUAGUUUUAAGGUUAAUACAGCAUUAUGGUAAUAACAUUUGAGAUUAUCUCGCCCCGAAUUAAUAAAAUAAAGUGUUUUACUUACCUUUAUUCCAUCCCUUGCCUCUCCGAUCUCUGUGCUGCUGCCCCAUCUCCCUGGCUAAUGUUAUCACUGCUUCCCCAUAGGUAAUCACUAGGAGAUGCGUGCACAGGAAUUCGCCCUCAGCACCAAUCAGGAUGAGUAGGUUGGAAUACCACUUUAGUCCUUGGACAAGUAGAUUAUUUAUUCAUUUUUAAUUUCCACACCCUUGCAUACAUUUAAUGUAUAUAAAAAGAAAAGUGGGGGGUUGACACUUCAGGUUCUGACUAUUUCUUUAAGCAGGUGAUAAUCAGGAUUCAUUGAGCAUGGGGAAAGAUUUUAAUACACAGGGUGGUGGAAACAGAGAAGGGAACUUCAUAGAUAUCGUUAUUUGGUCAUAUUUAUUAACUGCUAAUCAAUUUAUAUGUAAUUAGAAUUUACAUCCUGCAACAAGUCAAUUCACCGUGGAUCCAUCCUCAUUGUAUACUGGGUUUGCAUGGUUGAAUGUUCUUUUAUUUAUUUUUCUUUAGAUCACCAGCAAAAAGGAAAAACAAGUCAUCUGGCAAACGAAGCAAAUCACCCAAGUAUAAGAGAAGUAGAAGUAAGAGCAGAAGUCCACCUCACUUGAUGGUUAAAGUGAAGCAGGUAGUUAAAGUCUAUUUUGUGUUUAUUGACUGAAAUCCUUUUGGAAUCUGUUCCUCAUGUUUUGAUUGUUCUGCACAUUUUAGCUUCUCUAGAAAUGUGAUAACCUGUAAAAACCUUCAUGAGGGAGGGUUGUGUUUUUUUGAUGUAUUAUCAUAAUUUUUUCAAUCUUGUUGAUAUAUUGUGUAUUGUUUAUCACUUUUGUCUGAGGAUAUAACCUCUGAGAAUGCAUAGAUACCAGUUUAAUUGGUAUAACUUUUUCAAGUGCUAUAAAUAUUGCAGUGUAUGUUUUAGGGCAGAUUUGGAGAUUUGGCCCUGUUAAUUGCAUCAUUUAUGAGUGGUUCCGAACCUUUUUUUUACUGGAGGGUCCCUUGGCAGCCUUUCCAUAAAUUGUACCCUUUAUAUUAGCAAAAUGUUUGUUGUUAUUAUAGUUGCUGUUAUUUUAUUUCUCUGCUCCAGGCACCCCCUGCUUCUCCUCUGCCCCAGGCACCCCCUGCUUCUCCUCUGCCCCAGGCACCCCCUGCUUCUCCUCUGCCCCAGGCACCCCCUGCUUCUCCUCUGCCCCAGGCACCCCUGCUUCUCCUCUGCCCCAGGCACCCCUGCUUCUCCUCUGCCCCAGGCACCCCUGCUUCUCCUCUGCCCCAGGCACCCCUGCUUCUCCUCUGCCCCAGGCACCCCUGCUUCUCCUCCCUGCUUCUCCUCUGCCCCUGCUUCUCCUCUGCCCCUGCUUCUCUGCCCCCUGCUUCUCCUCUCCCCUGCUUCUCCUCUCUGCCCCUGCUUCUCCUCUGCCCCUGCUUCUCCUCUCUGCCCCUGCUUCUCCUCUGCCCCUGCUUUCUCCUCUGCCCCAGGCUGCCCCCUGCUUCUUCUGCCCCAGGCUGCCCCUGCUCUCUGCCCCUCUGCCCCAGGCUGCCCCUCCUCUGCCCCAGGCUGCCCCCUGCUUCUCCUCUGCCCCAGGCUGCCCCCUGCUUCUCCUCUGCCCCAGGCUGCCCCCUGAUCUUCCUCUGCCCCAGGCUCCCCCUGAUCUUCCUCUGCCCCAGGCUCCCCCUGAUCUUCCUCUGCCCCAGGCUCCCCCUGGCAUUUGCCAUUAGCGCUGUUUCUAGGGCCUGCAAAAUCUUAUUAAAAUGUUUAUAAAGGGAGGCCCAUAAUCCUCUCAAGAUCAAAAUGGAUUUCUUCUUAUCACUCAUAGAUUUGAAGAUCAUUACAAUGGAUUACUUGUCCAGAGUUCUUGGUCUUCAAGCAACCAUGCUUUCAGACAAAAUACUAAAAUUAAGGAAUGUUCUAUAUUUCCGCCCACAUAUUUUCCAAUAGUGGAUUAUAAUGUGGAGAGAAAACAGGGCAGCUGCUGCCUACAUAAAUCACCUGGGUUGUUGUCUAGAGUCCUACAGUGAUGAAGAUAAAACCUCUUGUGCUAUGGGCACAAAAGCCGUUUACCAGGCAAAGACAACUUAUAUGCUGACUUUCUAAGUCGAAAUACAAUUAACAAUCACAAGUGGUCCCUCUCCAAAGCCAUAAUCAAACAGAUAUGCCAUAAAUGGGCCUCUGUUAAAUUGAACUUGUGGCCACAAGCAAGUAGGUCAAUUCAAAGUCUUUUAUUCCUGAUCCAAAAGUAUUUUGAACGGAUGCUCUAAUUCCUGAGAACUCUAGGCAACUUGGUUUGCUCUCCUAUGUUAAGGAAAUGCCUACAGGGACAUCUCGUCCAAAUUCGAUCAGACAACGCAAUGACAGUUGAAUAUCUAACCUCACAAGGAGGAACUCAUUCUCCCUCCCUGACAUGGGUGUGUUCCUGUGUGAUGCUGAAAAAACAUCUUAACUUUUUGCCCUUACUCUGGUUUCUUGUAAAGGAGAAGCUGUCUUUGUAUCCACUCUUAGUUCUUGAAAUGUCUCGAUUACCUGCAAAGUCCUGAAAGAUGGGCCCAUUCCAUUCGAUCGGUCUCUGCAUCUGGGGCGGCUGAAUUUGAGGUCUCCAUGGAAAACCGUGCUGCUCCUUGGCAGUCUUUGAGCACCUACAUUUGACUUUACAAACCUUUGAUUUUGGAUUCCUCGGAUGCUAAAUUUGGAAAGAAGGUCCAUUCUGAUGUUUCUUUGAGUUCAUAAGAACGCUCCGUUUUUUGCAUAUGUUACCUUCUGUCUGUCAUUUAAUUUUCUUUCUUGGGUACUACCCAUAUAUGUUGCCUUGAUUAACCAAAAAAAAAUACUUACUGUAAUUUUCUUUAUUUUCAAUGGCAAUAUAUAGUUUCCACUCUGUUGCCUAGGUUUUUUUUGUUUGGGAAGCUAAUAAUGAGACUGGUGUAACACAGUAUAUAAAGUUUUUUGCAAAUCUUUAAUUAUUAUCCUGUUCUGAUAAGCUGAGAGGGCAGAUCUACCUGCAGUCGUUGGAAAAAGAAAAUACACUCUCUUUGAAUUCUAUGGUUUUACAUAUCCGGACAUUGUAACAAUAAUCUAUUCCUCAGUGUAAUGGAUCACCUGGCACCUCGACUGGGUACCUCUGUUUAAGGAUGCUCCUAGCGCUUCCCAAGGGCUCCAAUCACUCCACUUGACACCAUAAGUACUGCAGACCCCCACGAACCGCGGUCUCCUACCCACCCUGGACCUAUGACAAUGCUCCAGGUUCCAGUGGGUGAACCUUUCUUUCCCCAGAGAGUGAUGCAUGAACAAACUCUUACAAGAGCUGUGUGAUUAUGCAAGGAGUAUGAAGAGCAUAGCAAUCACUUGUAGCAGAUUCCCCCAGUAAUAGACAGGAAUCCCCCAGUAAGAGACAGGAAAUUGAGGGUGAAGUAGUACUGAAGUUUAAUGACACAUACUCUGCUUUUAUGCAAUUCUCCCAUGCAAGGGAGACACCCACAGACAACUAGGUAUUAUCCAAUCACUAACUGGUUACACCUUAGCCUGAGAGGUAACAUAAUUAACUGUACAGUUUAAACACACAUUUCUAUAACUUUAAAACUAUACAUCACAUUCGCAUAAAACUUAAUUUUUUAGAAACCGCAUAAUUAUGGGAACAACAUAUCCAAAUUUCAUUUGGAUCCGUUCGGAAGUUAGCUAGUAGUUUCUUUUGACCGACCGCACGCACAUUUUCAUGCCCAAAACAGUUCCAGAGAUUUGAGCUGUGCGAACGGGUCCCGUUCGACUCCAUUUGAAUGUAAUAGUUCCAGGUAAGGUAAAACUUCAGCCGUGUUCAUGCCGUCGAGUAGCUGAUUUCAGUACCAUGAACUCGAUGGCAAAACACAGCUGACCGCGUUCGGCUGAAUUAAAAUGGCCGCCGACACAUGUUCGUUUUUCGUAAGGUGGCCACUUCGGCUGCAUCCGAAGUGCCAUAUAAAAAGUACAGAUCUUUACCCAGAGCAUUUAAAAGGCCGGAAACAAUCCAAUAAAAGUCCAUAAGCCCAAAUGACGCUUUUAAAAGGCAAUACAUCCCAGGGGCCAUAGUCACAGGGCAGGAGGCGGGCAAGCAGGCCCCUCCAAAAACUCACGGCGAACUCCCUAAAAAAGGGGGGUUUGCCACACUUGGCAUGUCUUAAAAUUAAGUAAAUACAAUUUCAGAUGAACAACAACACAACAUAUUACAGGGUAAAAAUUUAUUUCACCAAAAUUUAGCCAAAAUUGAGAAGCCAUUUGUUAAAAAUGAAGUACACCUUAUAAUUCAAUAGUUUGUAAAACCACCAUUAGCAGCAGUAACUUGAUGUAGUAAUUUUCUGAAUAACUUUAUCAGUCUCUCACAUUGUUGGGAGGAAUUUUGGUCCACUGUUUUCAACGUUUCUUCAGUUCAUUGAGGCUUCCUGACAUUUAAGGUCCCGCCACAGCACUUCAGCUAGAUUGAGGUUUGGACUUUAACUUGACCAUUGCAAGACCUUGAUUCUUUAAUUUGUCAGUCAUUCUGUUGUAGAUGUGCUUGUCUCCUUCUAACUAUAAUAAAAAUGAGGCGUAAUUAUUAAUCUGUGGGUAAGUAUUAAUGUUUCGUUUGGAUAUGAUACUGGAACACAAGGCUACUGGCCAUUAACAUAUCAAAAGACCCCUUAUCUAAGAGGGAAUCUAGACACAUGACAAAUUAGAGAGUUAGUUUAUAUUUAAACCAGACGUCCAGGCCACUUAUGUGUGACUUCUCACACCUUACAGAGUAGCUUUAUUGGGGUCCCAGCUUCAAAGAGGAAUUUAGGCUGUAAACCUUCUUCCCUCCCAUACAAUCAAAUUAACCCCUUUUGGAAUUGACAAUACCACCUCUACCAAGCAGCCAGUUCAUCUAUGCACUACACAAAUUACAUAGAUGAACUGGCUGCACCUUGCUGUGCCAGAAGGUGUUUGUGCCGAUAUGAUCUGUUUGGGUUUUGUCAAACGUAGUGCUUAGCAUUAUGGAAAGACUUUUUCAGUUUGGUCUCAUCUGCCCAAGGGACAUUGGGACAUUGUUCCAGAAAUCUUGUGGUUUGCUCACAUGCAACCUAAGCUAUGCUUCCAUCUUCUUUUUUGAAAGAAAAGGCUUUCUACUGGCAAACGUUCCAAACAAGUCAGUCUUUUUCUAAUUGUAGAGUAAUUACAUUUAGCAUGCUAACUGAGGCAUGUAGAGUCUGAAGUGUAACUCUUGUUGUUGUUUUUUUUUUUGUUGCAAUUUCUCUGAGCAUUGCAUGGUCUGGCCUUGGGGUGAAUUUGCUGGGACGUCCACUCCUGGGAAGAUUGGCAACUGUCUUGAAUGUUUUCCACUUUUGAAUAAUCUCUCACUGUAGAAUGAUAGACUUUAAAUUGUUUGGAAAUAACAUUUCCCAGUUUGAUGGGCAGCAACAAUUACUUCUCAAAGACAUUGCUGAUAUUGUUCCUCCUUGGCAUUGUAUGAACACACCUGAAUGCUCCAGACGAGCAACUAUUAAAACUUUGUAUUUUAUAGAGGUUGUGGUCACACUUGCUGAUGAUCAAUUAAUUGUUUGAUUAGCAGUACCUGUCUGCUACUUGGCAUCUAAAUAUGUAUGUAAGUAGUAAGGGUGUGCUUGGUUUUUCACACAUGGCUUCUCAUUUUUAGCUUUAUUUUUGUUAAAUAAAUCAUGACAGUGUAAAAUGUCAUGUGUUUUUGUUCAUAUGAUCUUGUAUUUAAUUGCUAAGGAACAGAUUAUUGUUAUGUCUUGAUAUAUUAAAACCAUAUAAACCAUAAUAUAUGUAAAACCAUAUAAUUCAAAGAAGGUGUAAGUUUUUUUUCCCAUGACUGUAUAUCAGGGAAAAAUGACGGUAAGUAUGAAUACAUUUUCUGUGUGUUCUCUUAGGUUUUUUUUGUUUUUUUUUAAUCUCUAGCUCUGUUAAUUGAACUUUAAUCUUACACAGGAGUUUCCUGCAGACUAUAGGAGGCAAUUAACAGAGCAGGAUAUAAGAUAUUCUAAAUUAAACACACUGCUGUAAAGGAAGUUUAAACAUUAGAUCUCUCUUUACAGGAAGUGUGUAGGUGAGGUUAGGUAUGCAAAAACAAAUAGAUUUAACGCCUAGAUGGCAGAGAAUUAAACAGUUAGAAUGCAGGGCAUGAUCUGUACAACCAAACCUCUUCAUUAAGCACUGCAGAAUUAGAUGGCGCUAUAUAAAUUUAAUUAUUAAGCUACAGUAGGUUUUGGUGUUUCCUUUUUUGUUUUUUGUUUUUUAACUUGUUAACUAGCCAAAAAUUUGCAGAGAUGUAUAUGAAUGUACUUGCUGUCAUUUUAUAAGCAUGGUUUAUAACUAUACAAUUUGUUUAAUUUAUUAAUAGGAGAAACAAGAACAUUCUCACAGGUCAAAUGAGGAGAGACAACCCAGAGAAAGUUGGGAGGAAAAUCACAGACAGAAUAGAAACAGAGACCACACAGACAGAGGUCGGUAUAACAUUUCCCGGCCUAGAGAGAGAGAUCGAGAAGAACAUAACUUGAGAGACCAGGCAGCAGAGCGGGAAUUUCAUAAUGAAAGAAGGAGAGAGAGACGUCAGAGAUCAGAGCAAGAAGAACAGUUGGAGAGUCAGAGUACAGAUACUAGUACUGCUCCAGCUAAUAAGGAGAAACCCAACUUUGAACUGUCUGGUGCAUUGUUGGAAGAUACCAAUACUUUCAGAGGAGUUGUGAUCAAAUACAGUGAGCCAGCAGAAUCUCGUAUCCCAAAGAAGCGCUGGCGUCUCUACCCGUUUAAAAAUGAUGAAGCCCUCCCUGUCAUGUACAUCCACAGGCAAAGUGCAUAUCUCCUCGGAAGGCAGAGACGUAUUGCUGACAUACCUAUAGACCACCCAUCUUGCUCAAAACAACAUGCUGUUCUCCAGUAUAGGUAAUUGUUGCACACUUUUUCUUUUUGUAUUAAGUGUUAUAAUGGAAUAUUAUGUGUAAGCCAUAUUAAAUUUGUAUAUAACAGAAGAUCUAGGAUCAAGAGAGUUCUAUAGGAGUUUUCUUUUUGUUUUUUUUAAUUCUAAAGAGUGAUGCCAUCAUAGCAUUUUGACUUCUUUCCUAGGGCCCGCCAGAUUCAGGUCAUUUGCUGUGGGAGAUCGGCAAGGCUUAGGUCAGCAGAGCUUAAAGGAAUACUAAGGGUACCAUGACGACUUAAUCAAAAUGAAAGACCUUGGUGAUGGCUCGCCUUAAGGGGUUACCACACAGUCUGUGUUCCUUUGCCGAAUUUACCUGCCUCUGUUUUCUCAAAACGGGGAAACCAGAAAACUCAUGCAGAGUUACUGCUGAUUGCCUGAGAGUCGUUAUCUGCCGCUCUCAGCUAAUCAUUGGUUCCCUAUUCAUAAACCUGGCUGUAAAAGAAACAAACCACCUGUGAUCAUAACAACUUCGCUUUGAUGAAGUUAUUAUGGUGCCCAAACUGGUCCUUUAGCGGAAGCUAGUAGCAAACCUAGGACCAUUUACAUUGGUGAGUUGUGGGGGAGCUCCAGCUCACUGUAGAGCUUAUGGUACAUGGAGUGUUAUUUUGUGAGUUCUCCUUUAGUGUUCUCUCUCCCAUAGUGAAGUUAAUAUGUCUGAGGUUAGCUUACUGUUUGCAUGUUAACAAUUACCAACUAUAACUCUGUUAGAUCUGUACUCUAGGAUGUUCCUAGUGUUAGUUUGCCUCUCCCGUUUCCAUUAAUACAGUCUUGGAGCAGAUUGCAAAGGAUGCAGAGGUCAGUUAGGUGUGCCUGCAGAAUCAGCAGAGGAAUAGGCAACUGGGGAAAAAAACCUAAAAUUGUUAAUAUCAGCCAAUCGUAUGCACUUCCUGGCCAGUAAAUUAAAUUAUGAGGACAUUAAAUAACAAUGAAGAUGAACAUAUUUGUACAUAAUAAUAGAAUUACUCUUACAAAUUAAUUAUUUUAAUUAUUUUGUUUCAGAAUGGUAUCAUUCACCCGUGCUAAUGGAACACUUGGACGCCGUGUAAGGCCUUACAUUAUUGAUCUUGGUUCUGGCAAUGGAACUUACCUAAAUAACCAGCGCAUUGAAGCACAGCGGUACUAUGAACUUAAGGAAAAGGAUGUACUAAAAUUUGGUUUUAGUAGCAGGGAGUAUGUCAUUCUUCAUGAGUCCUCAGACACUUCUGAAGUAGACAGAAAGGACGAUGACGACGAAGAUGAUGAGUAUGAAGAAGACGAGGGUACUGACAGCUAGCAAACCUGCCAAGUUAGAAACUGGAAUUAAGGACUUCAAACUAUUAUUGUAAAAGGGGCCAGUAUGACAUUUCUCUGCAGAGUGCCAUGUUGCAGUCCUCUUUAUUUAAGAGAAAUUAUUAAUGCGGUUUCAGGAGAAAAAAAAUGUACAUUUUUAUAUAUAUUUUUUCAAUUUCUUUUUGUUUUCUUUUUUGACUUGGUAAGCCACUUAGGAUCAAAAUGAUUUAAUGGAUCGUGACCAGUUCUGUGAACGAGACAGACAGACAUACAUACAUACAUACAUACAUACACACACACUAAAUAAGGUGAAUCUGACACCCGCUAGGAAGUUAAUUUUUGAUAUUAACCAUGUCCCUGCAAGCCCAAUCUUAUAAACUCUAUUAUUUUCUAAAGAAAUUGUGUUUUUAACUGAUAAGUGUGCAAUUGUCCAAUCAAUGGACCAUUCCUAAUCUGCAAUACUAUUAUUUGCAUCAUCAAAUCAGUAAUCCCAAAACAUUAACAUGAUCGAAAACCAUUUAAGUUAAAAAAAUAAAAAGAUUUGUUGCAUGAUCAGUUUUUGAAAAGCAAACCAGAACUGAUUUGAAUCACUUCCUUGUGUAAAAUAAGACAGAGGGUUAGUUAUCAUCUGUUCACCUGAUCCUAGAUACACAGAACAGUUGUGAUUAACAGCAGUGGAUGUCCUGUUACUCAGGUUAUAAUGAAAACUUUUUUUUUAGCAGGGCACAUGGGACUGGAUUUCCUGCAACAAAAUAUAUAUUUUUUUUUUUUUUUUUAACCAGCAGUACUUGCAUGUGCACAAUCAAGCACACUAAUCAUCAAACAAAAAAUGCCUUUAGUAUCGCUUGAACAUCAAAUUUGCAGUGUCAGAUUUUAUAAGGUGAGGAAUAUAUAUUUGGUUUCUAUUUUUUUUUUUAUACUAUUUUUCUACAACGCAGUCACCAAAGGUUCAUUUGUUACUACUGCACAAUGUUUGAAGGUGGGAAAAAAAAAAAUCUUACAUGUUCAACGGAUCACUAUAGGGUCAUGUAUUCCUGACCCUAUAGUGCUAAACCCACCAUUUAGGUGGCUUGGCCCCCCUAUAAAAGUUUAAAACUCACCUUAUUUCCAGCGUCGUGCUAGUCUGCCGUCGCUGGCUCUGCCCCCUUUGUGACGUCAUCAAAAUUACUGAUUUUUAGCCAAUGAAAAGCAUUGGAUUGGCUAAAAUCGGCAUGGGGGCCAAAUGCCGUUUUGGCCAAUCAGGACCUCCUCAUAGAGAUGCAUUGAAUCAGUGCAUCUCUAUGAGGAAAAUUCAGCGUCUCCAUGCAGAAUGUGGGGACGCUGAACUGUGCAGCUCUGAGCCAGGAAGCCCCUCCAGUGGCCACUAGGAGGUGUCCCAAAGGUAAUGUAAACGGCAGUGUUUAAAUGAAAAUGCCUGAAGGGAGCUGUUAUACUCACCAGAACAACUACAUUAAACUGUAGUUGUUCUGGUGACUAUAGUGUUCCUUUAAUUGCAAAAUUUGGGGAAUACUAGCUGCAUGACACAAAUUCUACAAUUGGGCUGAUUUUUUUUCACCCUGGCUAUUUUGAUCUAAGUUCUGCAAUUCAGUUUUUAAUUCAACAACAUUUACUGUCUAGAGAAUAAAACCUUCUAAAGUUAACUUAUUUUAAGUGUCCAGCUUAUACUUUUUGUUUUACAUUAGUACCUCUCUGUAAAUAAGUGUGGAUAAAUCAACAUGUUCUUUUGAGUUUUAUUGUAAAGAUCUAUUUCUUUGUAAAGUGAGCAGUGCCAGGACUGUGUUAAAAUAAGUAUUGUACUCUUUAUAUAUCACAUUUAUUUUUAUUUUUGCAGAAAUGCAGUGAAAUCAGAUUAUACAUAAAAAAAAUCUUUUCUUUAAUAUUUUUUUGUGGGUAAAAUUAACUUCUGUGUAAUUCUUAAAAUGAAUGUUUCCAUUUGAUAUUUUAAAAACCUGCUUUAAUGAAAGCAUUUGCAUUAUUUUGGGCCUUCUACACUGUAAAAUAAACCAAUGCUACCAUGACCUGCC
Messenger RNA from Pelobates cultripes (western spadefoot toad), 13412 nucleotides. Lineage: Eukaryota; Metazoa; Chordata; Amphibia; Anura; Pelobatidae. The record is from the annotation of a GenBank genome assembly.